This is a messenger RNA of Gadus chalcogrammus (walleye pollock), 4607 nucleotides long. Its product is annotated as adhesion G protein-coupled receptor E5-like. The record is from RefSeq and is a predicted model, not a curated record. NCBI's taxonomy places the organism in Eukaryota, Metazoa, Chordata, Actinopteri, Gadiformes, Gadidae. Gene Ontology annotation, molecular function: G protein-coupled receptor activity; calcium ion binding. The transcript is spliced from 18 exons. Gene Ontology annotation, biological process: adenylate cyclase-activating G protein-coupled receptor signaling pathway; cell surface receptor signaling pathway. Gene Ontology annotation, cellular component: membrane. Bases 385 to 2583 code for a protein of 732 amino acids.
GCCGUGGAGGGGAAACUAUACAGCUCAAGCAAGGAGGGAGAGAGAGAGAGACCGAGAGAGAGAGAGAGAGAGAGAGAGAGAGAGAGAGAGAGAGAGAGAGAGAGAGAGAGAGAGAGAGAGAGAGAGAGAGAGAGAGAGAGAGAGAGCGCGUUAGGAAGGAAACUCACAGCAUGAUCCACUUAAGAGUUUGUUGCGGGUUUUUACACUUAUUUGCUUCUCUAACCUAAGCAGUUCCACUGCUUAUUUCACCCGAGGUCUAUUUUUUUUUAUUAAAAGCCAUCAUUUUUUCUUUUUCAUUUUCCAUUUCAAAGAAGAAAACAAUUCUCCAUAUAUGAGAAUAAGCAUUUAAAUUGGGAUCAUUUCAGCAGAGUAAAGGCUUGCGUCAUGACAACGAGGGAGCUCCUGCUUCUGGCUGUCCUCCUCUCCCUGGUCUCUUUCACGUCUGAAUGCCCUACUGGAUUUAGUUCAAACGCCGAUGGUGGUUGCAUUGAUGAUGACGAAUGCGAGGAAGAUUCACAAUCUGGCCCUCAGUGCGGGGAAGACGCAAAGUGUCUCAACACAAAUGGAAGCUCCCUCUGCAUGUGUAAUGAUGGCUUCCAAACUACAAAAGGGGAGAAAAGCUUUGACCCUUUUAUCGGGGACAAAUGUUCAGUUAUCCCCGAGUGUGAAAGAGAAAAAGGCCUUUGUGAAAAGCAUGGAGAGUAUGCAGAGUGUCGCAACUCUGUGCCAUUCUGCAUCUGCAAGAUGGGAUUCAUCGCUUCCAGUGGGCUGGAGAUUUUGGCAGAGGGUGACAAUUGUACCGACGUAUGUAAGAUUGAUAAGACAAUCUGUGGAAAUGGAAACUGCCAACAGGGAAGAGAUGGACAUGUGUGUGCAUGCCAUCCCGGAUCCAGCAACUACGGCAACAAGAGGUCCCGCUGUGUUGAAUUAAACUGUGAGGUGUUCACGAAUGCGUUGAAUCAACAAGAGAGUGAUCCAGAUGUAACUAGUGUCCUAAGGAUGUUGAAGGGCAGCUGUCUGAACCUAAGCGAGAGCGAAACUCCCACCAGCUUGGACGGAGAGGAAUUUCUUGAGAGGCUGUUGUCUAUGAUAGACAGGCUCCUGUUGGGCGGAACCGUCUUGGAUAACAAGCAGGUAUCCUUCAUCCUGAGUCUAGUGGAGAGCAGCCUGGGUCUGAUCGCUCCCUUCAUGAGCAAGAACAGAACGCAGGUCUCCAAAGCUCACACAGAGCUGGAGAUGGUUCUGUUUAAAGGUCCUGGUUUCCCCCAGGGCCCUGUGACAUUGUCAACUAAACAUGCCAAGCUGCAGAUGCAAUGGGAAACAGCUGCUGGAAAAAACUCCACUUACCCAGGCUUUACAGCCCUGUCCUUGCUGAGCUACUCAACCUUGAAGAACCCCACCAAUUGGUCCUUUAGUGGGAUCAAUGUAACAAAAGAAAUCAGCCUUCAGAUGAAUUCUAAAGUGGUUACGGUUAAAGUUAGUAACCCAGACACUGCCGCCCUCCAAGUGCCGGUGACAUUAACCUUCAACCACCUGCAAAGAACAGACAAGGACAACGACUCGAUCUGUGUUUACUGGAACUUGGAGGCCGACGGCGGGUCCUGGUCGAAUGUUGGCUGCGACACCCUCCACUCAGGUGCUACCUACACGCUGUGCUCCUGCAAGCACCUAAGCAGUUUCGCUGUCCUCAUGGCCCUUCACAACAUAGAGGACCCGUAUGAGAUGAAGGUGUUCACCUGGGUGGGUCUGACGCUAUCACUGGUUUGCCUCUUCGUCUGCAUCCUGACUUUCGCCCUGAUCCGCUCCAUCCAGAGCCCCAGGAACAGCAUUCACCUCCACCUGUGCCUCAGUCUCUUUGUCGCUAACCUGGUCUUUCUUUGCGGCAUCACUCGCACAGAGAACAAGACCGGCUGUGCUGUGGUGGCAGGGCUGCUGCAUUACUUCUACCUGGCGGCGUUCUGCUGGAUGUGUCUGGAAGGCAUUCAGCUCUUCAGGAUGGUGGUCCUGGUCUUCAACACCAGCUUCCAGACGGUCCGCAUGAUGGCUGUGGGCUACGGAGUACCGGCGGUGAUAGUCGCCAUCUCCGCACUGGUCAAUUCCGGCGGAUACGGCACAGAGAAAAAUUGCUGGUUGAACUUGGAAGGUUCGUUCAGAUGGAGUUUCUUCGGUCCUAUCUGCUUCAUCAUCACAGUGAACAUUUUCUUCUUCUUCGUCACCGUGUGCAAGCUGGCACAGAAGUUCUCAAGUUUAAACCCUGACUUAGACAACUUACAUAAGAUCAAAGCUUUCACUAUCACCGCUGUGGCCCAGUUGUGUUUACUUGGCAUCACGUGGAUCUUUGGCUGUUUCCAGUUUGGGAAUGGCCCGUCAGCCAUGUCUUACGUGUUCACCGUCCUCAACAGUCUGCAAGGUGUUCUGCUCUUUGUAAUGCACUGCCUGCUCUACAAACCGGUAAGAGAGGAGUAUGGAAAGAUAUUCUCCAGAUUCUUCGCAUCACAGAAGUACUCAGAGUUCACUUCCUCUCAGUCAAGCAAAGCACAGAAUUCCAAGAGUUCCCAGAACACUCGGGAGUCUGGCAUUUGAAGUGCUGUCGGAAGGCUGAAUCUUGUAGAGUGGAGUUUUGUAUGUCUUUGGACCCUCUCCAACGUCUUCGGGGAGUACUUCCUGUUCUUAUUCUCGAAAUAUUUGUUGGAAAAAUAUUGCAAAAAGUUGCCUUCCUAGUAGGUUGCACUGCAGUAUCGAAAAGCCCAGCUGUUCAAUUUAGCAUAUCCAGAUAUACUUUACUUUCCCCCCUCCCCUCUCACUCUCCCACUUCCAGAUCAGGUUCCAAAUGUGUCUCUUUUUGUGAGUGUUUGUCCAUAGGCACACACAAAUGUAAUGGAGGAAUAAUGGCUAUUGAGUCAAUGAAUGAAACAUCAAUUUGAUGGAUGUUCCAAAUGGUGUACUUUCAUUACUCCAUGAAUGUAAAUAGGAAUUCUCAGGGAUUCUUAGUUUGACCUUUAACCUCUGUAAUGACAAUCUUACAAAGAGAAUGAAUGUUUAGUUUUUUGUGUAGCAAUCUAUGGUUAAUUUUGUUUGUUGUAUAUAUAAUUCUUACACUGUAUAUAAAACGCUCUCACUUCCUUAAUUGAAAGUGGAAAAUAGGAUAGAGAUAUGUUUAAAAUGUACAUUUGUGUUUAUAAUGUUAUUUUGUGUAAGGCGUUUAGGCUUUAAUAAUGUAUGUAGGUAGUGCCAAAAUGGAGUGAUAGGAUUGAUGCUCUAUCUUCACUGUGAAGAGAUUCUUUAAUAAGGAACCAAAAGACGACGAGUUCUUGGUAUACACUGAGGAGUACCUUAAUAAUUGAAUCAUUAAGAUAUACAUUUUAGCCCUCUUGAUGUCAGAUGAUGCUUAAAUGCUGUUUGUGGUAGCCUUGAAGCUCUGUCGCCGAACACGCUUAAACACGACUUGUUUGCUGCACAUGUUGUCCUUCAAUAUGCGAAGGACGUUGACUUGUGCAAUAAAACACAAAUCACAGCUCUGCUUUCCUCACUUGAAGUGGUGUUUUUCCUAAUAAAUAACACAAACGGGUUGCUAGAUCGGUGCUAUGGACCACUGCAAAUCUCAAUGGCUUGACCUGAACUGAAUUGCAGGUGAAAUAUGAAGUUAAUAGAACAUAAUUACCUUUAGAGGUGAGGCCUUAGGAUUUAUGAGGACAUUAGUAGUUUUAGAAACAGGAAAGAAAUGGCCUUAAGAGGUGAACCAGAUUAAUUAUACACCUGCGGAUUUAUUAUUUUAUGCGUAUUUGAUAUUUGUUUCUCACAAUUAAAAGAAAAUAUAACAUGUGUAAAAUAAUAACAGUGUGUAACCUGGUGUGGUACCCUUCACUUUAAAGUACCCUGGUGUCUAUACAUAAUAUGAUUACAAUAACCAACUAUUGAAUAGCUAUUAAUUUAAAUGCUCAUGUAAAAAACAUAGACACAAUAUACUAAAUUAGAAUGUGAGAUGAAGAUAAUGUGAUACUAUUGAUACUACUGGAAAGACAGCAGUCAAAGCAGAGGUAAGUUCCAUCUUAUAAAAACUACACCCAGAAAGUAAGAAGUUUCAAAAGAUUAAGGUAGGAAUAAAGACAAUAGAGGUGACGAUAGAUUUGGUCAGAGAGUAAAUAAAAAGGUCAUUACUCCAAACACCUGUAUUGAUUACCUCACCAUGACCUGAUAUCCACUCCUCUCUCCCUGAUCGAUGUCCAUUAUCCCGUCCCUCUGCAGGAGCCCACCAGGUUCACCUGGCUUGGCGAGAAGUCAAAGCAAGUGAAAUCAAUGUAGCGUAUUCUUUCUACCAGUAACACUCAACAAUGAAAACCAUACAUAUCGAAUGCACUGCAUUUGAUAUGAUGGCCCCCUUAUUAGUUUAUGAGUGCUGCAUGCAGAACUAUUGUUCUUCUUAACGUUUAUUAUUUUCUUUCUUUCUACUUUAUUAUUCUAUACAAACUUUUGGAACUAUAUCCAUCUAAAUUUAUCACCUAGAUAUUCUACUUUUAAAAUACUAUUGUUUACAAUGGAAAUCAAUGGGAGGAAAGCGGAGCCGUCCGCGCAUUUUCUGAAACGUACUACUUCAGGCUUCGUAACUU